Messenger RNA from Dimorphilus gyrociliatus, 2763 nucleotides. Lineage: Eukaryota; Metazoa; Annelida; Polychaeta; Dinophilidae. The record is from the annotation of a GenBank genome assembly.
AUUAUCAUUUACGAAUCGUUCUUUGAACAGUUAUAAACAACAGUAAACAUGACUUCGUGUUCAAACUUUGCCAAUUAUACUGGAGACAUUCUCCUGAUAGCCUUCUUUCCGGUUCACGAAAGUGGCCUAUACGGUCGACAACUAUGCGGCGCAGUAGCCGAAGAAGAUGGUAUACAAAUGCUCGAAGCCUUCCAUUUUACUCUAGAUGAAAUUAAUAGAAAAGAACUACCAGGAUUGCCUAAAUUUAGUUUAGGAGGAAUAGCAUUCGAUAGUUGUAGUUCUGACGCUCAUGCUCUAGAACAAGGAAUGAACGUUAUACGUAUUCUUAUGACAAAAGAUGAUACUUCAGAUUCAAUACCGUACGUCUGCCACAAUGAUACAAAACCAAUACUUAAAUCGGAUAUGAAAGCCCUGCAAAGAAUGAUCGGAGUUGUUGGAGCAUCUUCAUCGGGAGUAACAAUGGCCCUUGCCAAUAUGUUCAGAGUGUUUAACAUUCCACAAAUAUCUCCUCAAUCAACUUCGUCAGAUAUUAGUAACGUAGUUAGAUUUCCAUAUUUAGCGAGAACAGUACCUUCCGAUAGCAUUCAAGUGAACGCAAUUUUGAGUUUGUUAAGGAAAAUGAAAUGGACGUUUGUAUCGAUUGUAUACGAGAAUUCGAACUACGGUACAAGGGGAUUUUACGAGCUAAGCGGUAUAGCUGCAUUAUACGAUGUUUGCUUUGAAAAAGUUCUUCAAGUCAGAGUCAACCAGCCUGGACUAAGACAGUAUAAAGCCAUUAUUUCAGCCCUUACCGAUAAUAAAAAUAAGGCAAAAGCUGUAAUAGUUUAUUUAGAUUAUACAAAUGCGGAUUAUCUAUUCGAGGCAGCCGAUCAAGUUGGUUUAAAUAAAACAAUUUAUUGGCUAGGAGUCGACGGUUGGGCAGGAAGGAUGUCGGUUGUAAAGAAACAUAAAGAAAUUGUCAAUAACGCUUUAGCAAUUCAACCAUACGCCUUUAGAAUACCUAACUUUGACGAAUACUUUCAAAGCUUGAAACCAUUCAACAAUACGAGGAAUCCAUGGUUCAAACAAUAUUGGGAAUAUCACUUUAAUUGUUCAUUUAACGACGAAAAUAGAAACAGCGACAACUACUGCGAUGAGAAUGCUAUUAUUGGACCAGAAAAUGGUUAUGAACAAAUACCAUCUCUACAUUACGUAUACGAUGCUGUUCAAGUAUUUGUCGACUCUCUUUCUAGAAUGUAUAAGGAUAUUUGCGGAUCUACAAAUGAAUUUUGCAGCGAAUUGAGACCUGGGAAUAUUUCUGGAUCAACGCUGAUCAAAUAUAUAAGAAAUUCAACGUUUACUGGUAUAUCCGGCGUUCCAUUCUAUUUUCAAGGCGGUAUUGAUGGACCACCAAGAUAUUCAGUUCUAAGGUAUACGGUUGACGAUAGUUGGCAUAAAGUCGGUGUAUAUACUCAAGUUGAAGGCGAAUAUACAAAUCAAACUUUCCUACAAGUGGAUGAAGAUAUCCCAACCCUUUAUAAUUCAUCAAUAUGUUCGGAGGAUUGCGGUGUUGGUGAAAUUAGAAAAUUUAGUGGUGGAAUUGGAUUGGCUUGUUGCUGGAGUUGCAUUAAAUGCCCGGUGUGGAGUAGGGUUUUUUCGAUUGGAUUUCAAGAAUCUUGUGUAGACUGCCCAAAUGGAACCAAACCAGACGAUGAACAAAAGUCUUGCAUUGCAAUGGAACCUCAAUACAUUGAUUAUACUCAUCCGGUUGCAAUAGCAAGUUUGGUUGUAUCGUCGAUUGGUCUAUUAAUAAUUAUACUAGUUGGAAUAGUCAUGUUCAGAUUCAGAGAUACACCGGUUAUAAAGGCGUCUUCCAGAGAAUUAAGCGCACUUCUUCUCGGAGCUUGCGCCUUUUGUUGCAUAUCUUCUUUUAUCUUUUUAGCGAAACCUAGUAGAGGAACGUGUGGAGCGAGCAGAUUUCUAGUCGGAUUUUGUUAUGCUGCUCUCUACGCUCCUAUACUCACAAAGACGAAUCGAGUCUACAGGCUAUUUCCAACUGAGCCGAAACAAGUCACUAAAAAGACAAAGUUAACGAGUCCAAAGUCUCAAAUGUUCAUAGUUCUAUGCCUGCUUUCUAUAGAAGUAUUCGUUCUCAUCUCGUGGUUAGUUGCUCUACAGCCAACUUCAACUUUUGUUUAUCCGUCACGGGAUAGUAAUAUUUUAAUUUGCAAAGGAUUAGCGAAUACUAGCUUCUUGGUACCGCUAAUAUAUCCUCUACUUCUAAUGCUUGCUUGUACUUAUUACGCAAUCAGAACACGAAAAACUCCUGAUGGAUUCAAUGAAACGAAAUUCAUAGCUUUUACGUCCUAUUCUACAUGGGUAAUUUGGGUAGCAUUCCUCCCAACUUUCUUUGUAUUCUAUACAAUAAGGCCUAUAGCUAUUUCACUAUCAGUUACGGUCAAUGCAUUGAUUGCUGUAUCGUGUAUAUUUGCUCCAAAAGUAUAUAUAUGCAUAUUUAGACCUCAUAAGAACACAAGAGAGGCAGUAAUGUCUAGAAGGACUAUGUCUGUGAUUAGCGCUGGAAGUGGAGUGGUUGGAGAAGGACGACCAUACGCCCACUCAAUGGCGUCAUUACCGGAAAUAAAUUUAGAUAUUCGUAAAAAUUCAACUGAACGAGAACCAAUCAGAAAUCGAACGGAUUCCGUUGAAACUUACGUCAACGUUAAGCCGAUUGCUCCUAAGAGAAGGAAAAGUAAAAUUUCGGAUAGUGAGACAAAAGCCUAA